AGCGCGCGCCACAGACCCGCAAGCCACUGAUCUCCAACGCUCCACACGGCCAGCCCUCUUUCGCCUGACCCCGGCCUGCCAGCCUGGCGGCCCAGCCUAGGUGCCUGCGUGCCGCCUUCGGGGCUGCUGGUCCAUGCCGCUGCUCCAGCGCUUCCGGGCUCCGCUGGGUUGUGGGAAUCUGGCGCUUGACCUGCUGCCCCUCAGGCGGUUGGGCACUCACUGAGGUGGAGAAUGGAAGCGCUGAAGAUGGGUGGGGAGGCUCUCUGGCAGCAGACGCAGGGAGGGUCGCUCUGGCUCACUCGAGGUCACCUCAUCAGCGCGCUCGCUCCAUGCACAGUGGGCUCGACUGCCCCCUCCCCUCCCCUGAGUGGCUCUCAUUGUCACCUCAGGCUGUGCCUCUCUCGGGAGGGUUCCAUGACACACAGCCCUGCGCAUCGCAGACUGCUGUUUGUUGUACGUAGGCGACGCGCGGUGGUGACUGAGGCGAGGCGGGCCUCGUGGUGAUCAAGCUGCACUCGAGUUGCUACUAUGGCACACCACUGCAGCAGGUACUAAGGCAGCGAGGUCCAUUGAUCAUCAGGGGCGGCUGCGCUGCAAUCAUCACUACUUGUACCUGGCAGUAGGUACUAACGUAGUUAGUAGGCACUCUCGCCCGCCCUACUAAUGUACGGAAGCAGCUCGCGCGCACCCUGGCUCCCUUCGCACCCCGGCUCCCUUCGCACCCCCAAUCGACCGACCACCCCCACCCCGCCCGCCCGUCCCCGUCUCACCAACAUCCCACUUGUACGACGACCGGCCGUCCGUCCGCGAUUUCGUCUCCUCCACAAAACGGCCAAAGCAUUCGAGCAGACCCGACGACUGCUCUUCCACCACAGCGGAUUCAAGUCCUGCCUCGACAUAGCCCAUAUGAAUACUGCCGCCUACGCGCGCUCCCUCUUGAAGUCCGUCUGUCCUGCGCUCCCGCUGCGGGUCUGAACUCUGAACCUUGGACUUCCGCUCGCACGCCCGAUCGCCCCCUUCGCCUCGCCUCCGCCGCUGUGCGCCUGACCGAUCGACCAGCGAGUGACAAAGUCUUGCCCAUUUCGGCACGGUUCGCGCAUCGGACGUCGUGGCUGGGAAACGAGCUAUAGAGCCACAAUCUCAGCCUGACUCCUCGGCGCCAGCGCCGUCUCGAUAAAGAGCCUCGACGGCGUCCUCGUCAUCCUGCGCUCGCUUGCGCCGUUCCGCCCGCUGACCUCCAUCGAGCCUGCGCCCCAUGACUGCCGAUAGCUCGCCAUACUGUCCUUGACCGCGUCUAUCGACCGACUUGUCGACCCCUGCCGAGCCCUGAUCAGGGCCGCGCACGCAGCACCACGGGCUGUCUUCCCGGCGAGACUUGCUCAUGGAUCCGGCGCACAUCUUUCGCCAGGGCCCAGCCGGGGUCUUCCCGCAGCAGAACAUGGCUUACAUUCCGCAGCGCUCGCCCUCGUCUCGGGAUGAGCUUUCCGACGAUGACGGCUCCGGCCAACGCGUGGCUCAUACCCUCACUGCCUGCUGUCGUUGCCGCCAGAGGAAGACACGAUGCGAUCCCACGCUGCCUCGCUGCCUUCCCUGCGAGAGAUCCGGGUCCACUUGCGAGUACCUUGACACCGCAAAGGGCAAAAAGAUCAACCGCUACUAUGUCAUCAAACUGCAGGACCGCGUGAGGGCCCUCGAGGCCGAGCUUGCCCAGUACACCGAUGAUGCGAACGACUACCCGCGCACCAAUGAAGACAUUGUCCGUCCUGGUGGCAUGAUACGCCUCAAGGCCAGCGACGAAACCCCGCGGUAUCUCGGUCCCAGUAGCGGAAUAGCCAUGUCUCGCCUCCUUAUGGAGGAGGCCAAGCGCUACACCGACUCGCAGCGCAUCUCUGACCUCAUCCCUGAGGUGCGGGCGAGGAGUCAGGCGCGGAUGCAGUCCAUCCAAAUGUCCGACCCCGGCAGCGACAGGAAGAGGAGUUAUCCCAUGGUCAGCGACCACCCGGCCGAGGGUCUCCCGAAGCGCGGGACGGUCGACAAGCUGGUCGAGGUUUACAAACAAAAGUCACAAUUGUUUUGGCCGGUCCUACACGAAAAGGACUUUGACCAAGAUCUCGAGGACGUCUACAACGGCGACACCGAUCCCUUUAAAAACUUCACCGUGCGCAUUGUCGUCGCCAUUAGCAUGCAGAAGCUGGAUUUGCAGUAUGCUGGCUUGGCAGAUAGCUACUACUUGGCCGCUAUGCAGUAUGCCGAGGCCGUCAUACGCCCCAGGGACUUGAAGACCCUGCAGUGCCUCAUCCUGAUCGGCCAGUACUCCCUGCAGACACCUACGAGAACGCCUGUGUAUUACGUGGUUGGGUUUGCGACGCGCAUAUGCCAGCAGGAGAUGAUGAUGGAUGAAAACCCAAUCAACGCCAGCGAGCUGGAUCCGAAGACAAUUGACAUGCGUCGCCGCCUCGGCUGGAUUGUCGCCACCAUGGAGUUUGGUCUCGCCUAUCACAUGGGCCGGCCAAGUGGCUUUGCGAGAGGCGACGACCGCAUGGACGCCAAGUUCUUCGCCGAUGUCGAGGACGAAAACAUCACCCCCCACGGCAUCCUGCCGGGCCCGCCGAGUGAACGCAAGCUCAUCGCCAUCCACAUUUACAGGGCGCGCGCCCUCCAGGCCGAGAUCAAGAGAAUCUUGUAUGAGAAGAAGCGGCCAGAGUCCAAGACCGACAUGCAUGUUUGGUAUACCAACAUGGAGCGCCAGUUGCAGGAGUGGCUCGAGGCGGCGCCGACGAAUCCCCCGUGGUUUAAGCCCUGGUUCACCGGAUUUUACCACCAGAUGCGAAUCGUCAUGUACAGGCCGUCGCCGCAGGUACCCAAGCCCUUGCCUCAGAGCGCCAAUGUUUGUUUUGAGAGUUCGGCCUAUGUCCUCAAGCAGUCCCAAAAGCAGCUUGAAGGUGGCAAUGUCUCCAUCACGUGGCUGUUUCUGCUCAGCCUCAACGCCGCCCUCAACGCCAUCCUCUGGUCGACGUCAUAUCCCGAGGUGCGGGCACAGCAUCCCAAAGAGGAGGUCGAGGCCAUCGUCGAAAUGUCCCUUGAAUGCCUGGACAAAUGUGUUGGACGCUGGCCCGGCACGGCCUACACAUCCGAGCUCUACGGCAUCAUCUCCAAGGCGUGCUUGCAGAGCUACGACCUGCGCGACGCCGACAACCAACAGCCCGUCUUCUCCUUCGCCAGCCCGCCUUCGGUCGCUGAUCGGCACGCCUCUCCCGAAAACUACGCCAAAUCGGCCAAUGCGCCUUACCGGGAUGCGCCGCAGUUCAGUCUCGUCUUCGACUCGCCGCCAGAGUCCAUGAACACGUAUACCUUCGACCCCAACUUCCCACCCCACCCCACCUUCCGGUCCAAUUCCAUAUUCCGCAAUCCUGCCAGCGGCGACUCCAAUGGCCGGAGGUUCUCGUACUUCCCACCCGAUUCCACGCAUUCCGGCGAUGCUGCCUUGGAUGACAUGAGUGCCUCCGGCAUCAACCCCAGCCAGGGGGUGACGCCGGACCAUGCCUCGAACCAGCUCCCGACGCCGCCCGAGUCGAUCCCGGCAGGCACAGUGCCAUCUACGACGCCAAGUGCCGCCCUGUCGUCACCCGGCAUGCCGCAGGUCGCUCAGAGCGGCGUGCCCGACGUUGGCGGGGACACCGGCGUCUUGUCUGUGCAGACGAAUAUGUCGCCGCCUCCAAAGUACAUGGCUCAGCAGCAGCAUCAGCCCAUGUCCGACUUUUCGGGUCCUCGUGCCCAUAACCAGCCGCCGCCGCCGCAGGUCGCGCCCCAGCAAAAGCCCCUGCCGGCCAACGCCAGCCCAGCCGACUGGUUCUCACCGCCGGCGCCCUUCAUCUCGCCCUACAACUUUGGCCCAAUGAGCGGCGGUUUCUUCAACGACGCCAUGCCCAACAGCUUCGCCGAGAGCGCCGGCACCGGACUGGGCCUGCAGGCAAUGGGCGUGGGGUUCGACACCAUGAGCCCCUUCUCGUUUGUGCCGCCCGGCCGGCAAGGGAGCCUGACGCAGUCGCAGCAAAUUGAGCUCAUGAACACGCUCGAGACGGAGGGCAUGGGCGAUAUCGACGCCUUCCUCAGUCCCAGCGCUGGCAUGGCGGACACGCGGUGGUAUUGAAACUGACGUCCACGCCGGGGUUUGACGGCGGGGCCUCGAGAAAUAGAUUUUGAUUUUUGGAACUGGGUUCGUUUUCGCAAGUUGGAUUUCGGAGGCGUUUUUGGGGACUCGGAGCCUCCAGGGGUAAACCACCUAACCACAGCGGACUAUACGUACACGUCGUGAGCAAGGAGCAAAUGCGGGAAAUACCAUUAUGCGGGUAGGGCGCUGCUGUUGCGCACUACAUCGUCGUCGUUACCCUUAGUACUUGGCGUUUACUCAACCUUGUAAUGUUGAUGUACAUCACACCUCACAGAGACUUUCUGUCUCUGAUUUGGCCAUGGCCAUGGGUCCCCGGCCUUUUGAUGCUGUCUCAAGUUUAUUCAUCUAUUCAGUUCACUCGUCUAUGCUUUGUUGUGAAAAUAGCCACUCGCACCUCCCUCGGCUAUUCGCCAGAAGCCACUUGGCCUCUGGUGAUGCUGUAGAUCCCGCUGUGUAGGACGAAGCCGUCACGUAAUCAUCGACGGCGCUUCUUUCAGGCCCGUUUAUGUUGGGCUCUCCCGCUGGUCGUGGGCAAUAAACAAGUUGGC
Molecule: messenger RNA, 4719 nt
Organism: Purpureocillium takamizusanense
Lineage: Eukaryota; Fungi; Ascomycota; Sordariomycetes; Hypocreales; Ophiocordycipitaceae
Exons: 6
Coding region: 1382-4150 (922 amino acids)
Biological process (GO): DNA-templated transcription; positive regulation of transcription by RNA polymerase II
Molecular function (GO): DNA-binding transcription factor activity, RNA polymerase II-specific; zinc ion binding; sequence-specific DNA binding
Source: RefSeq, a predicted model, not a curated record